Cheilinus undulatus (humphead wrasse) is the source of this 4026-nucleotide messenger RNA. It is a transcript of the gene ano2a, whose product is annotated as anoctamin-1. Bases 1 to 4026 code for a protein of 1341 amino acids. Gene Ontology annotation, cellular component: plasma membrane. Lineage: Eukaryota; Metazoa; Chordata; Actinopteri; Labriformes; Labridae. Gene Ontology annotation, molecular function: protein dimerization activity; chloride channel activity. Gene Ontology annotation, biological process: chloride transmembrane transport. The record is from RefSeq and is a predicted model, not a curated record. The transcript is spliced from 28 exons.
AUGAAUAUACAGUUUUACUUGGUGUGGAAGGCUCUGCACAAAAGAUGCCCCCUCGACCAUCUGCCUGUCACCAAAGAGAUGAGUGAGACGACGUCCAUUCACUCAGCAAAGCUGGUUUCAUUGGCUCGAUCACUCUCUGGGCUGGGGCUUGAUGCCUCUAAUGGCGGCACUACUAACCCGCCAGACAACGACAACGACCCUCCUCUGGAGUCUGGCAUUGAUCUAGGCCCUGGGCUUUUCUUUGCUGAUGGCAAAAGAAAGGUGGACUACAUCCUUUGUUACAAAUUCAGAAAAAGGCGAGGAUCCAAGUCACGUCUUUCCAUUGCAUCCAAUGGGAGUCUGUCGAUAACAAUACCGAUACCAGGCUUGACGAACAUAGACACUGUGGAAACGGCUGUGGGAGAGGCGGAGGAGUCGAAGCUGACAGAGGAGGAAAAAGCUUUAAUGAGGGAGGAGUUUGAAGCAGGUCUUCUGGACGCUGGGCUGCAGAUUGAGCGUGACAGAGAGAAAUUAAACAGCCUUCGGUUUAUUCGGCUCCACAUCCCGUGGCCAAUACUCAGCCGAGAAGCAGAGCUUCAGAAGAUCAAAGUUGCUGUGAAAAAGAAGUUUGAAUUACGGAAACCAGCUGGAAUUGCUGGCAUUUGGGACUCCAUUGUGACCAAAGUCAACAUACCAUUUCAACCAGACGUCCCUGAGUUUGAAAUCCAAAAAGACCCGCAAACAAACACCAACUGCAAAACCCUUAGAUACCCUUUCAUCAGAGACAAGCUCCAACUAUAUGACAUCAAGUCAACAGAAACCCUGUUUGACAACGCAACACGCAGCAGAAUAGUGGCUGAGAUUAUUUCACGAAUUACCUGCAGACAAACCUGCCAAACCACUGGCAUCAACUCAUUAUUGGCUCAGGGUGUUUACGACUCUGCCUUCCCCCUUCAUGAUGGGUCGUUCACAAGAAGGGGAGAGAAGAAUCAGAGAAAUGACAGACAGAUCCUCCAUGAAGAAUGGGCUAACUAUGGAGUCAUGCAUAAAUACCAGCCUGUGGACCUUAUCAGGAAGUACUUUGGAGAGCAAAUUGGGUUGUACUUUGCUUGGCUGGGUGUUUAUACUCAGCUCCUCAUUCCUCCCUCUGUACUGGGCAUCAUUGUCUUCCUGUACGGCAUAUUCACAGUGGACACCAAUGUGCCGAGCCAGGAGACAUGUGAUGACAACCUGAACAUAACUAUGUGUCCGCUGUGUGAUGGUGUUUGUGACUACUGGCAGCUGAGUACGGUGUGCUCUCUGGCCCGAGCGUCAUACCUGUUCGACAACGGAGCCACUGCACUCUUCGCCAUUUUUAUGUCACUGUGGGCUGCCUGUUUCCUUGAGCACUGGAAGAGGCGACAGAUGUGUCUGAAACAUACCUGGGAUGUGACCAGCUUGGAGGAUGAGGAGGACCGAAUGCAGGAGGAGCUGAGGCCUGAAUAUGAGGAGGCUCUGAAGGAGAAAAAGGCCAAAGUGAGAGCAAAGUCAAAGAAGAAGAUGACUCAAGCAGCGAGUAAUGUGGACGGAGAAACAGACCAGAUGCUGUCCUCUCAGCGAGAACCAGAGUCCCUGGAAAUCGAGGACCACCUUAAAGGUUACAUCAUCAAUGUGUCUACAUUACUACUACUGAUCUUUGUAACCUUCUCAGCGGUGGUUGGAGUGGCAGUUUAUCGUAUCUGCAUGUUAACCGUGUGGUCCAUGAACCCUGAUCAUGAUGCCAAGGCCAGCGUGAGGAUGACCGUCACCACCACGGGCAUUGUCCUGAACAUGCUGAUCGUUCUCGUUCUGGAGGAAGUCUAUGGAGCCAUCGCCGUCUGGCUGACUGAGCUGGAACUUCCAAAGACAAAGGAAGAGUUUGAAGAGAAGCUCAUUUUUAAGUCUUUUUUUCUCAAAUCCAUGAACGCCUUUGCACCUAUCUUCUACGUGGCCUUCUUUAAGGGCAGGUUUGUUGGACGGCCUGGUGAUUAUAUUUACAUCUUUGGAGACUAUCGCAUGGAGGAGUGUGCUCCACCUGGCUGCCUCAUUGAGCUGUGCAUCCAGCUCAGUAUGAUCAUGCUCGGAAAGCAGCUCAUCCAAAAUAAUGUGUUUGAAGUUCUUGUACCAAAGCUGAAAAAUAUGUACAGAACAAUGCAAGAGGAAAAAGGAAAGAAAAGAGAAGCAGAGGAGGAGCAGGAGGAAGAGGAAGAGAAGAGACCAAAGCAACAAUUUGAGAAGGAUUUCAUCCUUGAGCCCUAUGAAGGAGUGGCCCCAGAGUACAUGGAAAUGAUGAUCCAGUAUGGGUUUGUGUCUCUCUUUGUGGCGUCUUUCCCACUGGCACCAGCAUUUGCUCUACUCAACAACAUCAUUGAGAUUCGUCUUGAUGCUGCAAAAUUUGUCACUGAGAUCCGACGGCCCGAUGCUGUGAGGUGUAAAGACAUAGGGAUUUGGUACAACAUUCUCUGUGGAAUCAGCAAGUUCUCUGUCAUAACCAAUGCAUUUGUCAUCUCCUUCACAUCAGAGUUUGUUCCACGAAUGGUUUACCAGUACAUGUACAGUGUUAAUGGCACCAUGAACGGCUACACAGAGCACUCUCUGGCCUACUUCAAUGUCAGCAACUUUCCACCAGGCACUGCGCCACCCUCCAACAUCUCCAUGUGCAGAUAUAAGGACUACAGAGACUCACCUUGGGACCCUGACCCUUACAGCUUCUCCAAAGAGUACUGGUCCAUGCUGGCAGCAAAACUGGCUUUUGUCAUUUUCUUCCAGAACCUCGCCAUGUUCCUCAGCCUGUUGGUUGCCUGGAUGAUCCCAGAUGUACCACGAUCUCUGCGGGAACAACUGAAAAAAGAGAACAUGAUUCUGAUGGAGUUUCUCCUGAAUCAAGACCAAGAAACACGUGCCAAAUAUCAGUCUCCGAGACGCUCCACCCCCUACUUCCCAUCUCCUGUAGACAUUGUGAUUGAGGCCCCACCAGAAGAGGAAGAAGAAGAAGAGGAGCAGCAGAAAGAGGAAGAGGAGGAUGUGGAAAACAAUUUAGAUGUUCUUGAAAGGACCAGUGACAGUCUCCCAGAGAUUGGUAAGGAACUGGAAGACGCUGAGGACAAUGUACAGGAGGAAGGAGUGGUAGAUGGAGGAAAUGAAGCUGAGAAGGAAGAGGGUGAACAAAAGGAGAAAGAUGGAGAGCUAAAUGAAGAAGACGGCAAGGGAGAUGCUGAUAAUAAGGAGGAAGAAAAAGAGGAAAAAGGAAAAGGAAAGGAAAAUGAAAAGGAAGUUGAAAUGGAGCCUGCUGAGAAUGAGAACUUUACCGUGGACCUGGACUCCUUAAUGGGUGAACUGGGCCUUUUGGAUGAAGAACCCUCACCGAGCACAGCCAAAGAUGCAGAUCUCCCUCACUCAGGCUCCAAACAAGAAAUCCAGAAACACCCACAGGCUCCAUCACAGCCGUCAUCUGACAGAGGCUCGACACAGAGUCUGAAGGGCUCACAAGCAGAACUUACAAAAUCAAGUGUUGACACCAAGCCCUUCUCACUCAUUGCUCCUCCUCCUCCUCCCAGAGAGCCAGGCUCAAGAGCAAAGUCCCGCUGCUCCACCCUGCCUUCCCGCCACAGAGGGGCUGAGGCUUGUUACAGCCUGCCGCGGCCCAGCCACUCCACCAGCCUCACCAGGUUCCAACAAGUGGCCUCACUUACUCCCCUUGUUCCUCUCAGCUCCUCAUUAUCAGCCUCAUCAGACCCAUUCUCUCCUCCACACACGCCAGUGUCACCUUUACCUCCAAUCCCCACACAGCUACAGUCCCCUCCAGCCCCACAGCCUAAAGCUCCCAGCGAACUGUUUGCACUCAAAGGUCCCCCGCCUCAGCAGCCCCGCUCCAGGGGAAAAGCUCGGUGCUCCACACUGCCUCCACGACAAAGAGUCCCCGGUCCAGAGGAGCACGCUGCCAAGCCGAGCCAUUCUACCAGUUUUACAAAGCUGGGAGACUGCAUCCCCCCUUCCCCCAGUGAACUAAAGAGAGACACUUUGGUAUGA